This is a messenger RNA of Paramecium tetraurelia, 513 nucleotides long. RefSeq lists its product as uncharacterized. The transcript is spliced from 2 exons. The record is from RefSeq and is a predicted model, not a curated record. NCBI's taxonomy places the organism in Eukaryota, Ciliophora, Oligohymenophorea, Peniculida, Parameciidae.
AUGUAAUCAUCUUAUGAUUAAUUAUGCAAAAAUAAAUAAUUAGCUUUUACUAUAUUUUCUAAGGUUAAAGAUCCUUUUCCAUUGAUUGAACAAAGUGAUAUAGCUGAAUUUGAGUUGGCAAAACAAGAGCAAAGAUCAAGAUUUUAAACUACUUUCUAUAGCUCACUGCUAUCUACAUGUAUUUUUUGCUUGAUUUUGAAAAUGAGGAAUCCUAUUUAUGCAUUGACUGCAAGGUAUAUCUCAUUUUAUAAAAUAAGAUCAUCCUUUUAUGGAUUGUUAAAGAAAUACUAUAUUGUUCCUAUUUUUCUAUCACAACCAUUCUAUAAUUAAUAUAGCCAACUUUAUGAUGAAAAAGUGAAUAAAAUAUUGAAAAAAUAUGAUUUCACUACUCUUUAAUUUCAAUAGGCCUUUAAAUAGAUUGAAGCUGAUGGAGGCAUACAGAAAUUUAUGAAAAAGCACCUUUCAGAAAAAGAUGAAGAACCGUAAGAAUCAGUCUAACAAACAUAAUUAUGA